AGCGGUAUGGCUUCCCCCCUGAAGGCUGGCUUUCACAGACUGGAGAUCCAGAAAACGACAUGGGACAUUCCGGAUCGAUACACGACGUUAAAUUCGAUCGGCUCUGGCGCGUAUGGCACAGUAUGCUCUGCUAUCGACCAGAAGACCAAGGAGAAGGUGGCCAUUAAGAAGCUGUACAGACCUUUCCAGUCUCUGAUCCAUGCAAAGCGUGCGUACAGAGAGCUCCGCCUGUUACGCCACAUCCAACAUGAAAAUGUGAUCUGCCUUCUGAAUGUUUUCACUCCUGAUUCCUCACUGGAGAAAUUCCAGACAUUCUACUUGGUGAUGCCCUUGGUAGCUCAAGACUUGGCACACAUAAUGAAGAAGAGGAGGCUUACCGAAAGAGUCAUUGUCUACCUGUUCUACCAGCUUCUUCGAGGACUCAAGUAUAUACAUUCUGCUGGGAUCAUUCACCGGGAUCUGAAGCCCAACAACCUUGCCGUUGACGAGAACUGUGAAUUAAAGAUAUUGGACUUCGGUUUGGCGAGGCACGCUGAAAUGGAGAUGACCGGCUAUGUUGUGACGCGAUGGUACCGAGCUCCUGAGGUCAUCUUCAACUGGAUGCAUUAUACUCAGACAGUUGACAUAUGGUCUGCUGGCUGCAUCCUGGCUGAGAUGAUCACCGAGAAGGUGCUUUUCCCCGGCAAUGACAGUAUGGACCAGUUGAACAUGAUCCUUCACCUGACUGGGACACCUCCCUCUUCACUGGUGCAAAAAAUGCAGAGCAAAGAUGCAAGGUCAUAUGUUCAGUCUCUUCCAGUCCAGAAAAAGAAAGACUUCAGAAAAGUUUUCCCCACCAUGGAUUCCAAUGCUGUGGACCUGCUGGAGAAGACUCUGAUGCUCGACCCGGAGGUCAGGCUCACAGCUAAAGACGGCCUGUCUCAGCCCUACCUCUCCGAGUUUCAUGACCCGGAAAACGAGCCCGAGUCUCCGCCUUAUGAUGACUCAUUUGAGAGCCUGGAGCUUGCUAUCAGCGAGUGGAAGAGCCUUAUUCAUAUGGAGAUUAUGACUUUUGACCCUGACAAUCCCAGACAAACUGCAACGUAACACCUCUUCUGACAAUAGCGGUGCAAUGCAAUAAACAAGCAUCGAGCUACAAGGAUGCGUAAUCAAACACAUCCAGCGUUGCCAGCACAUGACAUGUCCUGUGUUUAUUUUAACGUAAGGUGAUAAGGCUACUGAGGCCAACAGAGGGGAAA
Molecule: messenger RNA, 1238 nt
Organism: Electrophorus electricus (electric eel)
Lineage: Eukaryota; Metazoa; Chordata; Actinopteri; Gymnotiformes; Gymnotidae
Product: STKc_p38 domain-containing protein
Biological process (GO): protein phosphorylation
Molecular function (GO): MAP kinase activity; ATP binding
Source: RefSeq, a predicted model, not a curated record